AUGAAAGGCGGACACGCGGGAAAAGUGUUUGAGGAGAAGAGCCAAAACGAUUCAAACAAUGUGCACUUGGCACAUUGCGUCGGAGAGAAAACGUUUUCCUUUUUUAUUCGGAAUGGCCGGUCGAAUUCGUCGUCGUCGUCGUCGUCGCCGUGGAAAACGGGCGGCUCGGUUCGUCUCUUUUGCACUUGCGACGCCGACGAUGCGUGCAUAAUCCCCACGGCGGCUCAAGGUGACGCCGCCCUACUCGGCUCCUGCCGACGUCUCUUUUCUUCGAUGGCACUCUUUGUUUCGCAUGUUUGGGUCGCAAUUUAG
Molecule: messenger RNA, 312 nt
Organism: Caenorhabditis auriculariae
Lineage: Eukaryota; Metazoa; Nematoda; Chromadorea; Rhabditida; Rhabditidae
Source: the annotation of a GenBank genome assembly